UAUUUAGCAGUUAACUGAAGGGGCACCUGUGUGUUCUAGAGACGUUCAUUAGCAUUAGCAUGGCAGCAUUCGCGCCAUUCAGUUGUUUUGGCUAUUGUCCCCCGCCCACCAUUUUGAAGAAAAUCGAACUAAUCCACACGCAACACAAGAGUAACAGGUAGUCAAGAUUCAAGUCCGGUAAGAAUAGGUGAUGGAGCCUUGCGAAAGUGCAUUCAAAUAUGAGCUGCUUACUGAGAUUGGACAGGGCGCGUACAGCCAGGUGUACUUGGCCAGGGAGGAGGGAGUGAGAGGGCGUUUCCUGGCGGUGAAGAAAUUCCACUUCUGCAGCAACUCGGCGUUGGGCGGCGCCCCUGGCGUCCCUCCCUUCGUGCUGCGUGAGGUGGCGUUGCUGUUAAAAUUGAGAUUCUUCGAACACGUCAACAUUGUCAAGUUGUUGGAUGUGACAGCCAUGCUGGCUAACAUGACAUUGGACCUCACAGUGGUGUUGGAGUAUAUUCAGCAAGACCUGUAUACAUACCUGUCUAGAGCACCUCCGUCUGGACUUCAACCGGACAACAUUAAGUCCGUGAUAAUGCAAGUGUUGCGCGGCCUGGACUUCAUGCAUGUCAAUAUGGUGGUGCACCGUGACCUCAAGCCAGACAACAUCCUGAUCAGCAGCGGCGGCAUCGUCAAGAUCGCCGACUUUGGCCUGGCUCGCUUGUACAGCUUCAACAUGGCCCUCACGCCAGGCGUUGUCACACUGUGGUACAGAGCUCCAGAAGUACUGCUUAACUCCGUUUACCUGUCAUCUGUGGACGUGUGGAGCGCAGGAUGCAUCUUUGCUGAGCUCUUCCAGCUCAAGCCGCUCUUCGGAGGGUUUACUGAGGCACAGCAGCUGAAAAUGAUCUUUGAGUUCAUUGGUUUGCCCGGAGAUGACGAGUGGCCCCCGAACAGCCCCAUCAGUUACUCUCUCUCCCUCGGCCCCAAGGACCCCCAUCACCCACUGCUGUCAAGCCUGAAUCCGAAGGAGAGAGACCUUCUUCUGCAAUGUUUGACCUUCACACCGAGCAGACGCAUCUCGGCCGCAGGUGCACUGGCUCACCCCUUCUUCAGCUGCCACUGAAUGAAAGUAUUUCAUUUUUUGCACAACCGUUUGUUGCUUACAAAUGUAUUCUGAGCACCAUCAAAUUUGCUCUUUUUGUCACAUGUUGAACAGGCAGCACUUUUUUUUCUACAAUACUUGUUCACAACAUUUCAUGUUGUAUGCAUUAGCACUGAAAAACAUUAAAGGAAACCAUUUUG
This is a messenger RNA of Corythoichthys intestinalis (scribbled pipefish), 1281 nucleotides long. RefSeq names its product cyclin-dependent kinase 21 (gene cdk21). Bases 191 to 1102 code for a protein of 303 amino acids. Lineage: Eukaryota; Metazoa; Chordata; Actinopteri; Syngnathiformes; Syngnathidae. Gene Ontology annotation, cellular component: nucleus; cytoplasm; cyclin-dependent protein kinase holoenzyme complex. Gene Ontology annotation, molecular function: cyclin binding; ATP binding; cyclin-dependent protein serine/threonine kinase activity. Gene Ontology annotation, biological process: regulation of G2/M transition of mitotic cell cycle; G1/S transition of mitotic cell cycle; signal transduction. The transcript is spliced from 8 exons. The record is from RefSeq and is a predicted model, not a curated record.